AACAGAUUGACUUCAGUGGAAUUUCUCAAAGUGUGUACAUGCGCCAUGGCCUAUCACAAACGCACCGUCUCAAGAGGGAUGCAUCGAUGGCCUCAGGUCCUGCAGUCCCCCAUGGAUUCGACAUCAAACCAACUGCCUUACUCGAGGACGACUCUUUCGAAAGCUAUCCAUACGACGUCAGUUGGUACGACUGUUGGGUCCGUUACCAGAUGAAAUCCCAGCCACGAGAUCUCUAUUCUGUCCUAGAAACUGAAGCGAAACGGAACGAUAUUCCAAUUUUAGCAUUCGCCACCAUCUGGCACGAAGUGUGGGUUCAGGCCUCAAAGAGUGACUCCAGCAUUGACAGCAUUGUCACUUGUCUUUUUGACAAGAAAUUAGCAAACAUGCAUGAUGAUACUGAGUCCUUAAGCCACGCCACAAACCUCGUUUUUGCGAUAAUCGGAUGGCAAACAAUGCUGUACAAGCCGGAUACCGGGUCUUGUCCUCGAGCCCAGCUGGCUAUCGCGGACGAGACUGAUGGAUAUCGUGGGUAUGCAUACAUGAACCUGCGACAAGACCAAGGCGCGUCGGGGAAGGCUCUAUGUGAGUUCCUUAAGGGAUUUGGUGUACUGUUGCCAGGCUAUAAUUUUAGCACGCUGGCAUCAGACGAUGACAAGCGGGCUCUAGCGGCAACAAAAAUUCUAACACCGGAUUUGUUCAAUGUGCAUCUUCUUACCAACAUUGGUGGUAUCCAGAUCAGAUGGACCGAUAGUCUGGCAUGUCACCUUGAGUUUGAUGCUGAUUCGAGCAUGCUCUAUCUCUUUCGAUUUCCAACAUUCUGCGCAAUCAACCUGCUUGGUCAGGAGAAGUAUCAGAACAAGCCAACCAUUCAUUCUUGUGCAGCUCCGCCCAUCACUGCAUCGUACUGGGCAACCUAUGAGGAUAUCAACGACCUACUCCGAGAGAUCUUACUUUCUUACCGCCUACUUUUUGGGCAGAACAAGGCGUCUCGGCGGCUGUUCCGCUCAUUAACCCCGUUUAAAGACUUGCCUGAAAGAUGCAAAGACCACAGUCUAUCGGAACUGUGUGGGAGAAAGCAAAUCAAUUUUGGGACCCAGCUACCAGAGCGUGAUUCUUACAUCUUAAGUAAAGACUUUCCUAUCUUGCGAAGCCGACUGGCCACUCUCGCAUAUCAUUUCUCCAACAAGCGUCCAAGGACAUGGAAGGAAUUGUGGAACGAUAAGAGAAAUUCAGCAUCGUGGUUUACCUUCUGGGCUGUUCUGAUCUUUGGUGGAAUUGGCAUCAUUCUUGCUUUCGUGCAAGUUGUUCUCCAAAUUGUACAAGUCAGUCUUCAGAUAAAGCAACCCUAGUUCCGUUCAAACUUCCCGCUCAGCCCAGCUUUGGAUCACGCCUUUCACAGUCGCCGGAUACUCCUGCAGGACCACCUCCUCACCACGAAGAAAGGUGUUAGCCUGGACGAACACCCACCUUGGCUCUUGUUUUGCAAGAACAAUCUCGCGCCAUGCAAGGUGUUCUGCGUGAACGCUUGAAAGCUCUUCGUAAUACUCUCGACAUGAUUGGACGUCCCCAGUGCAACGGAACAAAUGCAAUUGUAGUAGC
This is a messenger RNA of Bipolaris maydis ATCC 48331, 1599 nucleotides long. RefSeq lists its product as uncharacterized. Lineage: Eukaryota; Fungi; Ascomycota; Dothideomycetes; Pleosporales; Pleosporaceae. The record is from RefSeq and is a predicted model, not a curated record.